AUGGCGGAGGCUCUGGGGCGCUGGCUCCGGGAGGAGAUGGAGGUGGCGCUCUCCGCCGUCCCCUCCCCGGCCGCGCUCCGCAGGUUCUGCUCCGGCCCCAUGGCCCCCGUUUGGCAUAACAUCACCCGCCACGUCCGGAACUACCGCCUCCAUAUAGCCGAGCCUACAUCUCCCGUCAUGCUCCGCGCCGCCCGUAGCACAUCACUGGAACCCCCACCCCUCCCGAACUACAACUCCCGUGAUGACCCGCGCCGCUUUUCCCGCCCUUUUCCCUGGUUCCCCCCUCUCAGAAUUUUUGGGGUGUCCCCACAGGAACGUGAAGAAGAUUCGGGGAAAUCUGCGCUGGCCGCUGCCAGUCCUCCGAGCCACCAGGGGGAGCUGCACGCGGAGGUGGCGCGGCUCCGGAAGGAGGUGCAGGACCUGGGGACGCCAUUGCGGGCACACAGGAAACGGCGCAGUGCCUCGAGGCUUCGCUGGAGGCGUUGCGAAGCCGGAGGUGGGCGGAGCUUCAGCGAGGGGCGGAGCUUCGGCUGCUGGGGCGGAGCCGAGCCCUGCCGGGCUGCGCAGCAGCCGCCAGGGGGCGCUAAAGGCCAUCCCGCAAAG
Passer montanus (Eurasian tree sparrow) is the source of this 603-nucleotide messenger RNA. RefSeq lists its product as uncharacterized. The annotation marks the transcript as partial. Gene Ontology annotation, cellular component: HAUS complex; centrosome. NCBI's taxonomy places the organism in Eukaryota, Metazoa, Chordata, Aves, Passeriformes, Passeridae. The transcript is spliced from 5 exons. Gene Ontology annotation, biological process: spindle assembly; centrosome cycle. The record is from RefSeq and is a predicted model, not a curated record.